AUGGGCUCCUCCAAACGUGGUCGUAACAGUGGGCGUAAAGUUUACCAUAUUACCACUAAUAUUCAUUAUUUUGAUAAGUUUUUUGUAAUCAAGCGCCUAUCGGAUAAUAAAGAGACCUUUUCUUCUGUUUCACCGUUUCUUGUGCAGAAAGCAAUAUCAGCUACAGUUGGUGAUGUCCUAUCUAUUCGGAAAAUGCGAUCUGGUGAUCUGCUAGUGGAAAUAAACACCAAAAAACAAGCACAACAAAUUAUCAAACUCAAAGCUCUUGCAGAUAUUCCGGUUUCCUUGAAUUCACAUACAUCUCUAAAUUUCUCCAAAGGGGUUAUUACCUGCGGAGAACUAUUCAAUGUGUCUUUAGAAGAAAUAUCCCAUGAAUUGAAACCACAAGGAGUGACGCAAGUUCGCCAGAUUACAAUUCGGCGAGAAGGUCAAAUACUCCCAACUAAACACUAUAUACUUACAUUUCACAGUCCUAAUAUACCAGAAUAUAUAUAUGCGGGCUAUAUAAAGUUACCAGUUCGACCGUACAUUCCGAAUCCUUUAAGAUGUUAUCAGUGCCAGCGAUAUGGUCAUUCCAAAGUAAAUUGCCGCGGGACACUAACUUGUGCCCGUUGUGCUGAAAAAGGGCAUGACAGCCAGCAGUGCACCGCAAAAGAAAAGUGCGUGAACUGCGGUGGUGAUCACCCUUCAUAUGCUCGAUCUUGCCCACGCUGGAACUUGGAAAAACAAGUGACAUCAUUAAAAAUAAAAGAAAAUUUAUCAUACUCCGAAGCCAGGCGUAGGGUCCAAACUCCUACUCCUGGUGUAAGUUAUGCUUCCGUUGUCCAAAAAUCGUUUUGCAUAAAUUGUUCCUGUGAGAACUGUAUGAAGCAGACUACAAAGACAAAACCUCCUGCAAAAACUUCUGAAUCUGAUUCUGAGAAUUCUGUUAAAAGCCUUCCAGAAUCUCCUAAACCUGACCUGUCAACAUCGAAAAAAAUUCGGAAAAAAAAACUCAGUCCUCACUGA
Argiope bruennichi is the source of this 1008-nucleotide messenger RNA. RefSeq lists its product as uncharacterized. Bases 1 to 1008 code for a protein of 335 amino acids. The transcript has a single exon. Lineage: Eukaryota; Metazoa; Arthropoda; Arachnida; Araneae; Araneidae. The record is from RefSeq and is a predicted model, not a curated record. Gene Ontology annotation, molecular function: nucleic acid binding; zinc ion binding.